CCAUGUUUUUUAACUCGCAUUACAGGGAGUUCUUGGGUGCUCAGAAAAGAGUCCAGAUAUUGGUCUACAAAGUGGAGGAUCAAGUAGCAGCAGUGCAAAUGCCUCCUUGUCUCCUCCUGUACUAACAGUUGCAUCCUCUAUGCCAGGUCUAAUCCCUAUCACCUCACUGCCUCUCCUACCACAGAGUGCACUCUCGUCAUUAGGAGCAACGUACACUACAAGUUCCUCUUCAUCCAGGACCACUUCACCUACUAUCUCCAUGCAACUCCCACAAACAGCCAAUUUUGCAACAAUAUUGGCUCCAGGUGGGACUGUGCCUUCAGGUACGGCUUUGCAGCUGGGUAAUCUUCAACCGACCACUCUUGGACAGAACAGCAUAAGCCAGCAAACAAGCUCAAGCACACAACCUCAGACAGUUUACAGGAUUCCUCAAGGUUCAGUAGCCUCUAUUGCAGGAGUUCGGACAUCAAAUAGUCAAGCUUCCAGUUCAGGAGCAUCACAACCUACUGCUGUUACGAUGGUUCCCAAUACACAACAAGAACUUUCAGUUAUGCCAGGUACAGUCAUGUACCAUGCCCAGCAUGGAGUUGUAUAUGCUACAUCUGCAAGCGGUAGUUUACCAGAGAUUAUUUUAAACCUUGGACAAUCUUCUCAAACAGCAUUUACUGUCCCCCAGAAUCAAGCUAGUGGUCAGCAGUUCAUCACAAUCCCAGUGCCAGUAACACUUACAGCUGCCCAGCAACAGCAGCAGUUGUUCCAAAGCUUCAGCCAGAAUGGCUCAUCAUCAACUGUCAAGACUACCUCAGGAGCAAAUCGACUCCAUAGCCCGCAGUACUUAACCACAGUGAAACGAGAAAAAGAUGGGAAGUAACUCUUGCUUUGUGUAGUUUGCAAUUCUCAAGUGCCUUAUGAUGCUUCAUCGAGCUUGUAAAUAUGUAUAUAAUAAUUUUCUUAUUUGUUAGUUGUGUGACUGGCCUAGUAGAACAUUAUAUAUUGCUUGCUGUGUAUACAAAACCAAGCCACAUUCUGUUAAAACCACAACAAACUAUCAUUAAUGUAUGUAAGUUUAGUUAAAACAAGGUUAACAAAAAUAAAAUAUCAAAUUCUGUGUGUCCUGUUGUCUUGAAAAGAAAAAAAUACUGAAUUAUUUAAGAAAAACUAUAUUUAAUUAAGUUAUUGAACUGUUAAGAAGCAUUUUUAUAGGUCACUAUUUAGAUAGCUCAUACACAUUUAAAACAGUUAUUUAGGUUCGAGUUUCACAUUAUCUAUCUCUCUAUAUAGUUUUUAAUGUAAAAUUAAUCUUUAUUUCUCUGUUUGAUGUUGUCACAUUGUUUGAAAUAGUACGUUUUGGGAUCCACAUAAUAAGAAAACACAGAG
Limulus polyphemus (Atlantic horseshoe crab) is the source of this 1377-nucleotide messenger RNA. RefSeq lists its product as uncharacterized. The coding region runs from base 140 to 871 and encodes 243 amino acids. The transcript is spliced from 6 exons. The record is from RefSeq and is a predicted model, not a curated record. Lineage: Eukaryota; Metazoa; Arthropoda; Merostomata; Xiphosura; Limulidae.